UCAAUGCAAAAGAGAACUCCACAUGGGCGCUCAUCCAGGAAUUUCUGUUUCAGAGUAGCGCGUGGCUAGCUGGGCUUCCGAAAACAGACACAGCUAGUGGUCUGCCCGACUGAAUCCGUUUCUGUUUCUCGAGACACUGAAUGAGGCUAGGCCACAGACCUAGGCACAGAUUCAAGUCAUGCUCCCUGUCCAUCAGGAGAUAUGCGGUCAGUUGUUGCUGCCACUUUUUUUUAAGUUGACCAAAGUGCCUCAGCGGAAAACUUUGUGAAAAGUCAACCAGUUGCAUGUUCAAAUCAUAUUGUGGUAAUCUUUGCAUCAACCGAGGUGACAGCCGGCUGAAGGCUGUGAGGACCAGGUUGCGACUUGUUUUAGCUAGUUGAAAAGCGCAGUGUUGAUACGUAAAGUCUGUUGAUUUGGUUGUAGUCGGCUUACGGCCGCAGAAUAGCUACUGGGAUCGGAAGCAUCUCCUAGCAUUUUCUGUGAGGUUUUUCAGCGACCUGUGGUACGUCUGCGCGUCCACAUACGCAAGAUGACGCUCAAGAUCCGUAUGAUUUGUCUCGCCGCCGUCGGGGUGCUGAUUGGGGGAGUCGCAAUAACAACAGUUUUCAAGCCAGUAAGCCCGGAGUGUACCGUGCAUUCUUUCAGCAUAGGCCUUAUAUCUGCCGACGCACUUCGGAUAAGGGCUUCACACUCAAGUUCCAAAGGUGAAGAAGGUGACGGGGAAAAGCACAAAGACAAGAGCUCUGAAGAAGGCGCAGGCGACCGUGACAGGGAGGAGGAAAGAGAUGGAGAAGGAGAAGGAAGUGAAAAAGGACCUCAGCCUUCCCCGUCAGGGAAGCCGCUGCAGCGGCGGGACGCUGGUUAUUGGAAAAAAAACUCGGAUAGUGGCAAGCAUGAACGUGUGAAAGGUCGAAAAAGAAAGUAGAAAGUCAGCACAAGAGCCGGCGAAGCAAGGGGGCCUCCGAAAAAGAAACCAAGUUGCGGUGUUAGGUGACACAGACUGCUCUCACCAAUCAGGGGUUAUGUGGAAGUGAAAGGGGAGUACGAAGAAGCGAACAGGGCCGAUUGGAAGUCUUCUCCGUGACUGUGAUUCGUUCGACUCGCUUUCGUAGUGUUUCCACCACGAUAUUUUGUGAACUUGCCCGCCCAAGGAGACAUCCAUCCCACUCGGGCUGUAGACGCGGAUGUGCUGGUGUGCAUCAUUCCACGCUGGUUUCAACUAAACCCAAGAUCCACAGGCCCAUUGUUCGCUCACAAGGGACGAUUCAUGAUCUGUUUUCUUAGGACUAGUUUUCGAUAGCGGGAAGGCGCACAGUGUAACCCGUUACUUACUGGCACCGAAAGAAGUAGGAUUUGUCCCUUUAAUUGUUUUUCUUGUCUUUGUUGGGUCUGUGUGAUCCCGUCUGCGUUCGCUUUCAACAUGAGACGUCUCUUUCACUAUGAAAGGCUGCGUCCCUCCAGGUUACGUGUUGACUCCUGCGCGAAACCUGAAUCUGUGGAUUGAUACAAUCAAUAGCCUGAACUGUCAACAGCCCGGAUGUUCCAUCGAAUGUUGCUGUUACGAAUAUAGCAACGGAACUCAGAAAUGCAACUGACACAUCUAACCACAUGCAUGCCCU
Toxoplasma gondii ME49 is the source of this 1619-nucleotide messenger RNA. RefSeq lists its product as hypothetical. Bases 530 to 925 code for a protein of 131 amino acids. NCBI's taxonomy places the organism in Eukaryota, Apicomplexa, Conoidasida, Eucoccidiorida, Sarcocystidae. The transcript has a single exon. The record is from RefSeq and is a predicted model, not a curated record.